CUUCACUGCAGCAGGCGGGCGCACAGAGGAGGAAGAGGAAGAGGAGAGGUGAAGAGACAGGAGGCUGCCCAACACACAACUCACUGCAGUGACAGAGAGAUUAGUUGUGACUGAAGUGCUGCUGGGACGUUAAUGUGAAAUGUUAGGGUGCUAUUUUGGAGAUGCUGCCAUAAAUUAGCAAUAUUUACUGGUUUGUCACUAAUCAUCCACAAACAGCAUUAUGGGCCAACUGUUCUCUUCAGAAGAAGAGCUUUCUCAAGUGAAGGAUGCGAUUGGUUCUCUCCUCUUCGAUGCCAUGUUGGAAGGCGGUGCCGUACCUGACCUCGGAGUUGUUCACCCUCUCCUCCUAGCCAAUCAGGGUGAGAGCGUUGACUCCCGGGCCAGCCUCCAGAAACAACUGAAACAGCUGCAGGGAGACAUUGGGAAGAGGGCGCCAACGUACCUGAAGGAACUGAUUGGCCGUUUGUCGACCUUCUCGGAUGAGCCACGCCUCGCCGGCUUGGUGGGAUUAGUGGUUACUAUGGUGAUGGAUAUGGCCUAUACGUCAUCGUCAUCAGUUGUGAAAGGGAAGUCGGCAGGGUCAUCAUCAUGCCAGCAGAGAGUCUGGGAGCUCCAGGAGGUGACGGAGGAGUACCUCAAGCGCUGUAGGAUCAACCUGAGUGACAAAAGCAAAUUGACCCAGGACUCCAUCAGACUGGAGGCCCAGCUCAGCCUCACCCUCACCCAGCUGAAGACGUGUCUGCUGGGGGGAGACUGUGACUCCAGGUCUCUGAGGCACUGGGCCAGUGGAGCAGCAUUUCAUACCCAGAUGUUGGUUCACCUGGCUGGCCUUGAGGGUCAGGAUGAGCCCCUGGCUGCAAGGACUGCACUGGAGCAAUACAAGGAAGACCUCACACAGAUCGUACCUGCUUACAGGCGUUAUAAGUCUAAUACAGUGUGCGUUGUGAAAUGUCGAGGGGGUCUUCUGGCAUCAUGUGACCCCUCCGGUGAGUUGCCAGAGGAGGGAUCAAUGACGGGACUCACUGUGACGGACAGAGAGACAGGAAAGAGUGUGACCAUCCCUCUAUCUGCCAUGAGGACGGAGACAGGGAGAAGAAUGAGAGUCUCUGGGCCUGAUGCUACAGCUGUGUCCUCCUCCAUUGACCUGGACCUGAUCACUUCAGAUCAAUACGCCCAGGCAUACCUGCACCACCUGUUCUCUGAUAAGGGACCUGUGGCAGAGCUGGAGAAGUACUUCAUCAAGGCUAAUGAUAAUCUGAGAACACUACGAACAGAAGCAGGAUGUACAAACAAGAAAGGCGUGAGAGACGGGAUAGAACAAAGUGAUGGAGUGCAUGUGAAAGCCCAGUCACAGGGCAUUGAUACAGAACAAACAGUUGACAGCGGUAAAGGAGAUAAUCAGGGCAAGACGGACAGGAGAGGAAGACGAGACGAGACGGAGGAACGUGAGCAGAGAGAUGAAGGUUUGCGGCUGAGUAUUGUGGAGACGCAGCCCCAUGAGAGCCAGCGCACAGCAGGAAGCACGUCGGCCCUCAGAAACUCAGAAACAUGACGGACUUCUCUAAUGUUGCUUUUAAUUUAUGCUGAGAGCUUAAUCGAUUGCUGCAUAGAAGCUGAAUAGCAGGUUUACUGAUUUGUCUGCAAUGCUACACUACAAAUGUGUCCACCGUGGAAACGAUAUGAACUUUGGGUUUGUUGAAUUCUAUUAAGUGUGUGUCACAUUUAACACAUGUCAGUCAGUCAAUUUCAAUAAAUGCUUACAAGCCGUAA
Messenger RNA from Cottoperca gobio, 1770 nucleotides. RefSeq lists its product as uncharacterized. The coding region runs from base 221 to 1552 and encodes 443 amino acids. Lineage: Eukaryota; Metazoa; Chordata; Actinopteri; Perciformes; Bovichtidae. The record is from RefSeq and is a predicted model, not a curated record. The transcript is spliced from 7 exons.